UCAUUACGCAAGAGAAUCGCAUCAUACACAGGUGUCUAUACUUAUUUUAUCCAUACCUAAGGUAGGUAUAGGUAUAUGUAGUGUGAUAAUCGCAUUCGGUAAGAAACUGGUUUCGAUUUACACUCGGGAGUUCACGAGAAGCAAAAAUCGUAUUAGAUCAUUGUAGUGUAGUCAGUCCGUCCGUUCGUCCGUUAGUUUGCAAGUAUACGAGCUAAAAUUUUCGCUGCUGCGAAAAAGAGACAAAGGACGAUAAAAAAUAAUCAUGAAGAGUUUAGUAUUCGUGGUAGCUGUGGCUGCUUUCGCUACGGUUUCAGCCGACAGGAUCAAACGCGCCCCAUUGAAAGUUUCGGUUUAUUAUGAAUCUCAUUGUCCGGACAGCAGAGAUUUCAUCAUUACACAACUCCAUCCACAUUUCUGUAAAGUACAACAAUACUUGAACUUGAACUUGGUGCCUUUCGGUAAAGCAUAUAGUUCGGAUCAAGGUUUCACUUGUCAGCACGGACCUAAAGAAUGCCGGGGUAAUACAAUACAUAACUGUGUUUUGAAACGUAUACAAGAUUCUAAAGCUCAAGUAGACUAUGUGAAUUGUGCCAUGUACGAUCCGGACCAACCAGGACACAUUGAAAAAACGUGUGUCGAAGAGAGUGGCGUUGACAUCAACCAAAUACAAACAUGUUUUACCUCAUCGGAGGGUUAUCAAAUGAUGUUAAAGGCUGAAAAAGAAACAAAAGCAAUGACACCUGGACCGUUGUUUGUGCCUACUAUUGUGUUUAACGAUGAAUACAAUGACGAUGAUCAAAAUCACGCGUUUGUAAACUUCGAAUCAACGCUUUGUGAGAAACUAGUAAGUCACGGAUAUACGGAAGUGUGCUCGAAUGGUGUAAUCAAAAACCCUCAAACAUGUUGAACGAUUUAUGUACCAUACCUAAUAAUAAUGCUUUUUCUAUCAAUACUGUUGUUAUUAUUAGUUAUAUUAUCAUUAUUAUUUUAUAGAUUAAAAUGAAUAAUAUUGUAUAUAAAUAUUA
This is a messenger RNA of Rhopalosiphum maidis (corn leaf aphid), 1025 nucleotides long. Its product is annotated as GILT-like protein 1. The transcript has 5 exons. Gene Ontology annotation, molecular function: oxidoreductase activity, acting on a sulfur group of donors, disulfide as acceptor. NCBI's taxonomy places the organism in Eukaryota, Metazoa, Arthropoda, Insecta, Hemiptera, Aphididae. The coding region runs from base 263 to 907 and encodes 214 amino acids. The record is from RefSeq and is a predicted model, not a curated record.